Molecule: messenger RNA, 1768 nt
Organism: Gavia stellata (red-throated loon)
Lineage: Eukaryota; Metazoa; Chordata; Aves; Gaviiformes; Gaviidae
Gene: DFFA
Product: DNA fragmentation factor subunit alpha
Exons: 6
Coding region: 1-939 (312 amino acids)
Biological process (GO): apoptotic process; regulation of apoptotic process
Source: RefSeq, a predicted model, not a curated record
AUGGCGGCGGCGCUGAAGCGCUGCCUGGUGCGGCGGAGGGACGGGCGGCAGCAGCACGGCGUGGCCGCCUCCUGCCUGCGGGAGCUGCGCGACAAGGCUAGUGGCAUUCUGGCUAUUGACAAAGCCGGGGAGCCCAUCACCUUAGUACUGGCAGAAGAUGGCACCAUUGUGGAUGAUGAAGAUUACUUUUUGUGUCUGCCAUCUAACACCAAGUUUGUGGCACUGGCCAAGAAUGAGAAAUGGUCCGGCAAAAGCUUAGACAGUGGAACAGCCUGGCUCUCGGAGUCUGUGGAUGAAGUGGACAGUGCUGCAGAGAAGUGGAAGCAGUUGGCCAGGCAACUGAAGGAUGACCUGUCUAAUAUCAUCUUGAUGUCUGAGGAAGACCUCCAGGUGCUCAUUGAUGUACCACGUUCAGACCUGGCAGAAGAACUUGCCCAAAGUCAAACCAAAAUCCAAGUAUUGCAGGACACCCUGCAGCAGGUGCUGGACAGACGAGAAGAAGAACGCCAGUCAAGACAGCUCCUGGAACUCUACCUAGAGGCCUUGAAAAAUGAAGACAGUAUCUUAAGCAAAGUAGCAGAAUCUGAGACUGUACCAAGAAAGGAGAUGGAUGUGGUUGACACAGGUACCAGCAGUACAGGCACUUCAGCCAAAACGGCGCUCAGUGACCAGAUCCUUGCUGCUCUGAAAGAGAAACCUGCUCCAGAGCUCUGCUUGGACAGUCAAGAUCUAGAGCUGGUCUUGAAAGAAGACACAGAAGCCCUGGCCUCGGCUUUAAGAUGGGACAAGCAGAAAGCUGAAGCUCUGCAGCAAGCCUGUGAUCAGGAGCUCUCCAAGCGUCUACAACAAGUGCAGACUUUGCAUUCCCUAAGGAGCACAUCAAAGGGCAAGAAAACACUACCCUGGGGAGACUGGCUUAGUUCAAAACGCAAAAAAUAAGUGCUGCUUGCCUUUUUUUUUUUUUUUAUUAGAAUCAAUACAAGCAAGAUAUAUCCUGGGAGCCAUAGUUUGCUGGUCAUACUGUGGUCUGGCUAUAGACAACUAAAAUCUGGACAUUGUCCUGAGGCUUAAACUCCUGUGAUGAUUCAAGUCAUGUGUAACCAAAGGGAUUUUGACUUUUUGCAGAAUACUAGAACAAUGGUACUGCUUAACACAGCAUAUAUGGGUUCAGCUUUGAAUACCUGGUUGGGAGCCAGAAGCUUCCAUCUGAUAAUGAUGGAUCUAGCUUCUGAAGCCCCAGGCAGUUUGCUUACUUUGUCCUCCCACCAUUUGCAAUGUAAAGGAUGGAAGACCCUGUGGAAGACACUUUGAGGCACAGUUAAUGAACAGAAAGAACACACUUGGAAGAUUGCUCACUGAACACAGAGUGCUCAUUCUUCGGUAGGGUUUGUUGUGGUUUGGCCUAGUUAAGCUGUAUUGUGCAGUUUUUCCAGCUGCUGUCUGGCUUUAAGCUCCAGCCUGGGAUCUAGGAACUUGAAUUCUCAUGCUAAUUUCAUCAGUUAAAGUAAAUUCACAGCCCUUUAACUUCUGUGCUUUUUCUGUAAGGAAUUCCUGCCUCUUGGGUGCAGUGUAAGCAUUAACUUAUAAAACACAGCAAAGGUGGAAAUACUUGCUUUGUAAGGCUGUGGGGCAGAAGACUGGUAUUUGGCCUGUCUGUAUUACUCUCCUAAUCAAUAGUGUAGUAUCAUGAUGCUUUUGUAUUAACUGGCUUUUUUUAAAAUUUGUUAAAGUAUUUUUUUUCUAAUAUCAUUAAAACCUUUUUACCUUA